Cyprinodon variegatus (sheepshead minnow) is the source of this 1973-nucleotide messenger RNA. RefSeq names its product sentrin-specific protease 2-like (gene senp2). The coding region runs from base 168 to 1973 and encodes 601 amino acids. Gene Ontology annotation, molecular function: deSUMOylase activity. Gene Ontology annotation, cellular component: nucleus. NCBI's taxonomy places the organism in Eukaryota, Metazoa, Chordata, Actinopteri, Cyprinodontiformes, Cyprinodontidae. The transcript is spliced from 18 exons. Gene Ontology annotation, biological process: protein desumoylation. The record is from RefSeq and is a predicted model, not a curated record.
AAAACGAACGAAGAAGAACGGUUUCAACACAAACGCUUUAACAAACGUUAAGCUAAAGGCACCGUUAGCAGCUGUGUCGUAGUUUUGAUGUUUGAGGUUUCUACCUGUGGGGAAUAGUCCUGGCCCGUGCAGAAGACCUCGUUUCGUUUUUGUCGUAUUUGUCUGGGAUGUAUGGAUGGAUAGUUGACGGAAUAUCGUCUCUGUUUGAGCCCAUUACCAGGCAACACCAUACCGAGUGGCCCGCGAAAAGAAGGGGCAGCGGAGAGGGAGCACGGCGGCAGGACAGCAACGGAAGACCGGCUAAACGGAACUAUCAGAGUGUACAUGCUGCAGAUAGCGUUUGUCAGACUGACCCAGUGGAGACAAAACGACCCAGACGAGAUGUUGUGAUCAGCUUUGUAAAGAAGACGGCAGCAGGUAUAGCAGGUCUACUUAGGCUGCGGAAACCGCUGCAAGCAAAGUGGGAAAAUCCAAACAAGAAUGAAGAAACACAGCCUAUUACUCUAAUGGGCAUCGAUGAGCUGCACACCUCAUGGGUAGAGAGCACUGACAGGAAAAUGGAUAAACCUGUAGGUGGAGCAAAUGACAGGAGUGCAAAUAAUCCCUUCCAAAGCUCUUUCAUAAGAAAAUACAGUGGAACUGCCCACCCUGCUGGGCUCCCAGAUAAAGGGAAAAACUGGGAAAGAAGAGGCUCCCUUCAGCUGCUGCCUUCAAGGCCUGCUCUCAGAGUUGGAAAUGGUAAUUCCGAACAGUUUUGUAAUGGCUACGGCCACAGCCGCUGCUACAAGCCCAGUCUAACUGUGGAAGAGACCAUAAAGCAGAACAAUAAGGAGCACUACAGACGCCUAUUGGAAAUGGUGACUGAAAAAUACAGCAAAAACCAACCACUUCCCUUCAACCAGACAAAACCACAGGAUGAGUCGACAUUACAGCUUUCUCAUAAAACACCUGCUUCAGAAAGACCCUUUGACUCUAGGAGGAUGGUGUGCACAGCUGCACCAAAUGUUUUUACAUACAGAAAUACUACUACAUCUAAAGACAGGUGGGGAGGGCUAACUUUUAAUAAGUUAUACAGUGAACCCCUUGAGCAAAAACAGCCUGUUAAAUACUCAAAGGAAAAAGAUGCAGCAGAGGUGGACCUUUCUGCCGAAGUCGCUUCUCGCCUUAAUCUAGCUGACAAAGAUGCUUCUGCACUCGGCAUCAGUGAAGCGCCACCUGCCUACGCCUUUCACAUGUGGCACAGUGAUGAGGACAUCCCCAGGCUGACCAGAGAAAUGGCCAUGGAGGUUAAUGAGGCUUUGGCUCAAAGAGAUCCUAACCUUGUUUUAAGUGCAGCUUUCAAACUUCGCAUCACGCAGCGAGACCUGUCAACUCUACUGGAAGGUGGAUGGCUCAAUGAUGAGGUAAUGAACUUCUACCUCUCCCUCGUCAUGGAACGAUGUUCUGGAGGAAGUGGGAGAAUCAAGGUCUACACUUUCAGCACCUUCUUUUACCCGAAGCUGCGAGGCGGUGGAGCAGGAGGACUGCCAGGAGGAUAUGUAGCUGUGAAGCGCUGGACCAAAGCUGUUGACCUCUUCAUGUUUGACCUCAUCCUUGUUCCACUGCAUCUCGGUGUCCACUGGGCGUUAGCUGUGAUAGAUUUCAAGUCAAGAACUGUAAAAUCAUACGACUCAAUGGGUCAGAGACACGAUGACAUCUGCAAUCUUUUACUACUUUACCUUACAGAAGAGCACAAAGCAAAGAAAGGAAGGGAACUUGACCGUGCCAAAUGGACUGUUGGAAGCCUGAAGGAUAUUCCUCAGCAGAAAAAUGGGAGCGACUGCGGUGUUUUUGCCUGUAAAUAUGCAGACUAUAUUGCAAAGGGAAAGCCCCUCACUUUUAAACAGUGCCACAUGCCUCUCUUCAGGAAGUUAAUGAUGUGGGAAAUCCUCAAUCAGAAGCUCCAGGCCAAGAAUGCAGUCUUUCUUUCAUAA